Molecule: messenger RNA, 1544 nt
Organism: Suillus fuscotomentosus
Lineage: Eukaryota; Fungi; Basidiomycota; Agaricomycetes; Boletales; Suillaceae
Exons: 2
Coding region: 10-1302 (430 amino acids)
Molecular function (GO): protein binding
Source: RefSeq, a predicted model, not a curated record
CCGAAUUUCAUGAUCCUCAAGUUCCUCGAACGUAAUUUCUUGAUCAUGACCGACGACUGUAACAUGCAGACAGUCAAUUCAAACGUGAAUUUCUCCACGGCGGUUACAGACGUAAUCGGUGCAUUACAGAACAUGAUCGCAGACCUCGGAAACUCCACAGCCACCAUCCCAAGUCGUAACCAUGCACUAUUCACGCUUAAAGGCCGAAGCCUUAACGCCAUCCUCACUGAACGCCAGCAGCAGUUGGAUACACUGAAAACAGUUAUGGAGAGUAUCCAAAACAUUCACGCACAACUCGUCGAAGAGAAGGACAAAGUCAUCGAGUCCAUCAAUUUGCACGAAAGACUCGAAUCGUCGGCUCUAUGGCGCUUGCCGACUGAAAUCCUAUCCCACAUUUUCGUUUACUGUCUCCCAGAAGACGAGUAUUUGUCGCCUGCGUCAAGGCUGGGUCCCAUCCUGUUGACAAGAAUAUGCCGACGAUGGAGGGAAGUUGUUGUGAGCAUGUCCAGGUUAUGGUGCAGGCUGCGGUUGGAAGUCCAGCACGAUGACUGGCAACAAAGAGCUUUCUGCUAUGAGGCAUGGCUCAAGCGAACCUCAGGCCAACCACUCUCGCUGGCACUCCACUUCUACGGUAACGGGACACGACAAGCACAAACCCUUCUUCAGCCUCAUAUUCAUCAAAUUACUUCUCUCUAUAUCGAUUUUCACGGAGUGGACGAACCUGGAUUUUCAUUCAAAUUUUUCCCAGCACUUCAGGAAUUAAGCAUUGUGGGUCAUACCGCAGCUAUCGCACAACCCAUCUCGCAACUGCCGUCCAUGUUGACCAGUCUCAAGUUUCCAGGGAUGUGGUGGUUUGACCUCGAGUUGCUGGCUUCUUUCGCUCCCGUGUGGGCCCAACUGACAGAAGUCGAGAUCUACGUAGAUAAACAAGAUGCAUUCAUCCGUCUGCUCCAGCUAUGUCCCAACCUCUCCUCGUUAAAGACCGGCAUAGUAGUCUCCCAGGUACAGCCCUUGGAGCCAUUCACGCACCCCACACUCGAAUCCUUGCACGUCUGUGGCAGGGCUUGGAUAUUUGGUAACCCACUAUCCGGCGUAUUCAAUACUCUCUCACUCCCCAAUCUGCGCGUACUUGAUGUUUGGAAUACAUCAAUGUGGCCCCAUGAAGAGUUCAAGGGAUUUCUGGCACAGUCAGAGCGUUCCCUGGAGAACCUGAAUUUCGGCGCUGUAGCGAUUACCACAGAGGAGCAACGAGCGGAAUAUGUUGCACUUAUGCCUUUCCUCAAAGUAGUAGUAGAUCCCUGACCUUGUAUAGCGAUUGUGCAUAAGAUUGGCUACCCUACGAGUACUGGUACUACAUGCCAUAGAUCAGCCUCCUGAUAUACUUCCCUUCGCAGCUUCAACUACUUAUGUCAGGUAUUUUGCGAUUUGUCCCCUCUUAUGUAUUUCGAUCCCAAGUAGGUGAUUUCAGUUUGAUGCACUGUACGAUGAUAGACGCCUGUAUGACUUGUGUCGUGUCGUGAUUGAAUAGUACUGUCUUCUUCUAA